UCGCUUUUAGUUGCUCCGAUUGCGUGCCUCCACCACUGUGUAGUCGUUACAGUCGCAGUGUUUCGUAUUUUCUUCUUGGGUUUUGAUUGUUAAUUGUUAAUUUUAAAACUUUUUUCUCCUCCUACUCUUUCUUUCUUCGUCUUCUUCUUCUUCUUCUUCUUUCACUUUUUCUAAGAGGGUCUUUGGUAGGCAUGGGGUUUUGUUUUGGGGUUGGGUGUGGGAUGUGGUGCGUUUAAGGUUGUGGUGAAGUCGGUUUGAGAAGGAGGGUGGCGGAGCUGGUGGAGGAAUGAGAAGGAUUGCGACGAAGGAGAUGGGUUGUGAGAAUCUUGUGAAUGGAUCAUGAUUGACGGGACAAAAUUUGGUUGAGGGGGUUUGUUGUGGAGACCAGUUUUAGGUGGUUUGGGUAGGCGCACUUGUUUUGGAUGAUUGAAUAUGUGAAGGGUGACGAACACGAGGCGUUGGAGAUUCAUCGGAGUGAUGGUCAACUGCGAAUGAGCUUCUUCGAUUUGGCCGCCGGCGUUUUCGGAACAUGAUUGGUUUUGUUCGAGUGGUGUAAGUGAAGGGAAAGUGGUGCACUCGCUACAGCUGGCGUCGGGCGUUGGGCGUCGGGCGCUUCUGGAGCUGAGACGUGGUAUUGGAAUUGAAGCUUUGAUCCUAAAGCAGCAGGGGUUUUGUGGUGUUCAGGCGAGAACGCUGGAUAUCUUUCAGCUUUUACUUGUUUUGAGGAAUCCAUUUUCGAUGGAUUGCAUGCCGUGCCUGCGGAAGCGGAAGAAAGAUCCAGACUAUGUGGACAGCUCCAAGGGGGAUCCUGACUCAGAAUUAACGACUCAAGAUCGGUCGAGCCAUCAUUCAAUCAGCAUACCUAACUCCCCAAGUCCUGGAUUCCAACAGGGAAAGACUGGGGGAAUGGUGAAGUUUACAAUUGCUGAAUUGAACAAAAUUACUGGUAAUUUUUCCGAGUCCCACUUGAUCGGACAAGGAGGUUUUGGCAAGGUUUACCGAGGGAAGCUCAAAGAUGGUACUGUGCUUGCUAUCAAGCGAGCCAAGAAGGAUGCAUUUGAGAAAAGAGUCUCCAAGGAAUUUCAGACCGAAGUUGAAGUUUUAGCUCAAGUGGAGCACCUGAACUUGGUGAAGCUCAUAAGCUUCGUGGAGGAGAAGAAUGAGCGCCUUCUUGUGACUGAGUAUGUGACAAAUGGAAAUUUGAGGCAACAUCUUGACGGCGUUCCAUAUGGGAUUAUUCUGGACAUGAGCACCCGCUUGAAUAUUGCCAUCGAUGUGGCUCAAGCUCUUACAUACCUUCACUAUUAUACUGACAGGCCUAUAAUCCAUAGAGAUGUCAAGUCUUCCAACAUUCUACUCACUGAUAGCUUUCGCGCUAAGGUUGUCGAUUUCGGUUUUUCUCGAGCUGGUCCCUCGGGGGAAGGUGCUACACAUGUUUCUACGCAAGUUAAGGGGACCGCAGGGUAUUUGGACCCAGAGUAUUUGACAACGUAUCAACUGAACGUGAAAAGUGAUGUAUACUCUUUUGGGAUAUUGCUGGUCGAGCUUUUCACAGGGAGGCGCCCUAUAGAGCUGAGUCGUCCUAGUGAUGAGCGAGUGACCGUGAGAUGGGCCUUUAAACAAUAUUUGGAGGGAAGGCUGAGGGUUAUUAUUGAUCCAAAGCUUCAGUUAACAGCUGCCGUUUUGUUGAUUUUGGAGCGCGUAUUUGAGCUUGCAUUUUCUUGUUCAGCACCUACUAAAGUUGAUCGCCCUAAUAUGAAAGAGGCCAAGGAGAAGUUAUGGAACAUCAGAAAAGAAUAUCAACUGAGUUUAGAUCGACAACAGGAAGGUUUUGAGGCAGAGUCAGAAUAUGGUGACUCUUAUGACAAUGGCAGCCAUACUCCCCGGGGGGGCCGUCACUCUCAUGCUAGUCGGCACUCUGGAGAUUCCGAGAGUGUGAAGGCUCGGACAAGCAGGCGCUCAGAGGAUAAUCACAGGAGUUACUUGACUUGAGAAAUAUUUGAGAACCAACUGAAUACUGGACUACGAGGAUGAGGAGUGUCAGGUCAACAAAGAGGUCAUGGGACAUUGCGAGGUUCCUCCUGGGGAAUAGGGGGUGUUGUUUGGUGGCUAUGUUUCAUCUUAUAUUCUCAAUCGCUUCAUAUCCCCUGUCAGAUAUUCUGAGAAACGCUACAUACUAAAUACGUUUUUUUUUUUUUUUUUUUUUUUUUUUGAUUAGCACUGGCUGAUCACUGUAUCCUGAUAGCAGGUCCAUCCCUUACCUGCCGAAUAUUUCUUUUAUUGGAAACUUAAGAACAUCGUUUAUGGCCACCACAGAAGGUCAUGGCUCUCGGGGGCGACGGUUUAUGCCUCUGGGAGGACUCAGACCCUUAACGCUUCAUGAAUUAGAAAAUAGCAACCCUGAGUGGGAAUUCGUUGAAGGAGAUUCAUCUCAGGGUUCAGGCCAAUUUUUCUUCUGAUACUCUUGAGGCUCAGAUACGUGCAGACGUUGGUAAGGAGUCAGCCUGUUGUCACUUUUGGUGUUUUGCGUCAAAAGACUCCUUUUCUGCGAUGAGAUUUGGCUGAAGCGUGGGCCUUCAAAACCGAGGUCAAGUCAGUUUGACAAUGUGACAGCAUGUCAGGAGUUACUAAUAAUGUUUUUAGAUUCAUGUACUGUAGGCUGUCAAAUAAUUUAUGAGUGGCUCAAGUUGAUCUCUAGAUGUUUCAAAUGCUGUUUCAUGUGCAUUUCUGAGGCCCGAGUUUGUGCACAGAAUCCGAAGUGGUAAUCGAGUUUUUUCUCUUCUGAAUUUCAACACAUGCUCUUAAGCAAUGUGGAUCAAUUAAGAAUCGACCAAAUAAAGCUACUUUAGCAGUUAUGGCUUGAACGAAUCUUUAAGA
Physcomitrium patens is the source of this 2877-nucleotide messenger RNA. RefSeq names its product calmodulin-binding receptor-like cytoplasmic kinase 2. The record is from RefSeq and is a predicted model, not a curated record. Lineage: Eukaryota; Viridiplantae; Streptophyta; Bryopsida; Funariales; Funariaceae. Gene Ontology annotation, biological process: protein phosphorylation. Gene Ontology annotation, molecular function: protein kinase activity; ATP binding.